AAUCUAAUAUCUGUCCAUUGUUUACUUCUUUUAUUUCGUCAGUUUCUCAGUUGCCUAAACUUUUUAUUACUGUUUUCCUCUUAAUAGAAUAGAGUUAUUGGUUAGUUAUUUUAGAAAAAUAUGAAUAGAAUACUGCAUCAAACUCAAAGAAAAGUUUGUUAUUCAAUUAUAACAUCGGAAUGUUUGAUUCCAGAAUAUAGCUUGGAUCAGUAGGUUUAUGUGAAAGAAAUAUGUAGAUGAAAAUGAUUUUACAUAGAACAGUUUCUAUUACAGCCUUAAAGGGAUUAUCUGAUUUGGAUGUAGAUUCUUUGAAGAGAGUUGAAUUUGAAGAUUGUCAGCCAUCACAGCCCUUAACAUGCAGAGUUAAGCCAAAUAUUAAACAUAAAUCUAAUAAAGAAUUAAAUGGAGACAUUGCAUUAGGCGUUAAAAAGAGGAAUUGUGCAAUUAAAAAAUCCCCUUUUAAGACCAAAAUCAGCAAUUUUAGCAGUCAAAAUACACAUAAUGUUGAUACAACAAAUUUGGAAAAUAUGUUACAAUCUACACACCCACUUGAAUUUGAUCAAGUUUUGUCUCCAGUGGUUCCUAUUAAUAGUAAAGAAAUUACAACUAAAAGACAAGAAAUCAUAAAACCUCAAAAUAGAAAUCCUUUUAAGGAGAUUUAUUCUGCAUAUGUAUUCCCAAAUGAUUGUGAUAAAUUGUCAGAAAAUACCUCUGAAGUGCCUGGAAACAUUUCAAAUAUACUUUCAGUCCUCAACCAAAAUGAUGGCAUGACUUGUAAAUCUAAACUGAUGAAUUCCAAGAAAUCAAAAAAAUCUAAAUAUGGAAAAAUAAAUAAACUAUCUCUGAAACUAAAAGGUAAAGGUAAUGAUUUAGGAUUUAGAACAUUACAAAAAAGUUUUAAUAAACCCCACAAAAAUGAAACAUUUACUUGUACUGAAGAAGAAGUUUCACUAUUAUUUGAAUUUCCAGCAAAAGUAAAUGUUAAUAAUAUCAAAGAUUCCGUACUGAAUGAUUCAGCGAAAAAUAAUCCAAAUGUUGUAGAAAAUACGUGUCAAAUUUUAACUUCAUCAUUGAAAAGAAAACAGACACAGGAAUCUUUAGAUCAAAUGUCAAAGAAAAUUAAAAAUCAGAUGUGUAAUUUAGAUACAGAAAUCAGCUCUGACACCAUCUUAAAAGUGUGUUUAAAUGAUCCAAAAUUUUCCUUAAAUAGUGAUCACUUCGAUAAUAUUACCACUUUAAAUAAGGAUGAAGUUCAAUUUCUGAAUGGCUCAGAAAUACAUUCUCCUGUAUUAGGAGGUUGUAAGUCCAAUGUCUUGUCAAAUUCAAAAGAAGAUAAAGAAUGCCUUUCACCCACAUUAGGCUGCAGAUUUACACACUCUGAAAACCUUAUAGGGUGUAAACAUGAUUCAAACACUUUUGCUUUGUGUUCGGAUAUUGUCUUAGGCAAUAGUUUUAUUCAGUCAAUUCCUAAUGAUUAUGUUGUAAAUGAUGAAGGUAUGGAUCAGAGAAAUGAAAUGAAUGGGCCUCUUGAAAAUAAAAAUAAGAAGAAUCUUGUUAUUCAAGAAAUGAGCUCAAACCAGUUUAUUGAUACAAUAUCAUUUUGUAAACAGUACUCUGGUUUAAAUGAAUUAGUGCCAACAGAUUUAAAUAAUUUAGUUAAUGCUGUAUCUCCCCAUUCUUUAAAAUGCAUUCAAACUAAAAAUGUUCACUCAUAUGACAGUGCAAAAGAUGUAUUUAAUAAACCAAUAUACAUUUCAAUACCUUCAAAUUUAAAAAGUACAAAUUUGAACAACAUUAAUGAACCUCUUUCUCCAGUUUUAGGAGUUAGUUACAAUAAAAGAUCUUGGGUUGUUGGAGAAGAAGUAAAUGUACCUAAUGAAAUGAAUAAAGACAACAUAUCACCAAUUGAACUUUUUGGAAUGAAACAGAAUAAAAUUUCUUCAAAUUUACAUGGUUGUGUCAUAAAUCCAUCAGUUGAGACUCCAUUGGAAGACUGGAUUGAAAAUGUUCCUUUCAAUUCACAGAAAAAUGGUGAAUGUAGUUCUCCUAUUUUAAGCUUUAAAAUUCCCAAGAAAGAUUCCAAGUGCACUGUCAUAAAUGAAGAUUCUGGUUCCCUUCCAGUAUCAGCAGAAUCUGUUUUGGCUUUGAGCCUGAAAAAUAAGACUGACCAACUUAACUUUAAAUGUAAAGCUACUGCACAUGUGGAGCCAAAGUUUCAAAUACCUAGUUCAAACAAAUUUAUUCAUAAAAACCAAGAUUCCAUUUUCUUCUCUCCAAAUGAAACUAUAUCAACCUCAAAUAAAAAACAUAUAUGUUCUUCUAGAGUCAAUGUACAUGAUCUAGAGAGUUGUAAUAAAAAUCUGUCUAAAUCUUAUCAAAACAAAAUAAUUCAUAAGCACCUCUCAGAAAUUAAUUCCCUAUUACUGGAUACCGCACCUGAUAAAAAUCACUUACCAAUAACUACAUCACCAUCUCAAAUGGUGUUAAUCAAUAAAAAUAAGAAAAAUACACUAAAAUUGUCAUAUAUAAAAAGUUCUGAAUUAAACCUUUCACCAGUGUUGGAACUUGGUAUGAAGAUGUCCAGUAUUAACGAAGAUAAAAAAUUUUCAACAGAUCCUAUGUUCUCGACAGAGGUAAGACAAAAACUCCAAAACAACAAUUUGGAACGUUUUAAUGAUAUGUCUGUUUUAAAUAUUGACGUCCUUGAUAAAAAGAACUGUGUUGUUGAAGAAAUUGAAAGUACUCCAUGUGUUGACUCUGAAUUUGAUAUUAGACAAUUUCCAAUCUUUUUUUCUCACGUAGAACAACUUUUGUCCCCCUUACCUUUAUCAGCAGAUGCCAAUUUAUUUUAUUCAUCACAGGUUAAAUCAGAACAUAAACACGAAGUGCACUCUCAUAUUUUAAGAAAUGCAUAUAAAGAGAAAUCAAAUAAAAAGAAUAGUAGGAUAAUUGAUGUUUUAAUACCUCAAGAAGCAGAAGAAGCCAUUCCUGAAAUGAUUAAAAAACCGCCUAAAGAGAAAUGUUUUGCUGAAAAACCGUCUUUACACUUCUCCAGUAAAAGUGUGGAAAAGUGUACAAAAUCGCUAAAACCAAUAUCAGUUGAAAUACAUAACGCUAAUAGUCAUAAGAAAACUGUCAAGAAAAAGUUAAGUUUUGAAGAUCAAACUACAAAUGGUGUUACAAGCAAUAGAAAAAUUGAUAGAAAAAAUAAGACUUCUGAUGAGGAAAUAAUCCUAUCUGGUGUGGAACAACUGUAUGGAGCUCCUCAUGAUUGUUUAAAGAUAGAAAAGAAAAACCAAAUUGAUUUUUCAAACCUAAGAGAGAUUAAUCAGUUAACAACAGAAACUAAAUAUAAGAAGUCUCUUUGCAAGGUACAAAAUGAUUUAUUGCUUUGGAAAAAUCAAGAAAAAACUUUUGAAACGGAUAGUGAUGUUGUUAUUGAAGAAUUUGGUGAUGAAAGUUCAUGUGAAGAAAACGAUUUCAGAGACUCUGUGAACAGUAAAAAGAUAGAAUUAAUUAGAAAAGAUUUGAAUCGAGAUUUUGAUCAGGGUGUGAAAUUGGUAGAAAAAGGAAAUUCUGUAUAUCAUAGUGGAUUAAGUUUUCACAAGGUGACAUCUUGUGAAGAUGAGAGAUCAGAAAUAUUUGACCAUGAUAUUGACAUUCAAGAGGCAUUAUCUCAAGAGAAUGCAAUAGUAACAUCAGAAGCUUCUAACUGUGAAGAGGAGAUUCAGGAAAUUUUGUCUCAAGAGAGUAUACAAUCUCCAGAUUUAAAAAUAGAGUGUUCCACUUCACCCAAUACAAAAUCUUCCGAGGAAACUCAGACUGAAAAGGAUUCAGGAACUUUAUCAUUUCCUCCUCCACUGGAAGUUGUUGCAACACGAUCUUGUAACGAGACUGUGCUUGACUCAGCUUGUAAAUCCAAACGCACAAGAGUGAAAAGGGGAAGUCUAGUGGAGAGGUUGCAGCGUCUGGUCCGUGCUGAGAAAGCUUCAGUGAAUAUGUUCCAUCAUGAGGGAGGCUCACACAGUGCAGUUAGAGCCUGUUCUCUGCAUGUGGACUAUGUGACUAAGGCCUGUUCCAGGCUCUUCAUCAUCGGUCACUACACUGACAAACAUCAAUCCUUUUCAGAAGAGUUCAGUUUGGGAGAGGAAGAUGUGGACCCUGAAGUUUGGCUCUUUGUAGAUCCCGUUUACGUCAAAAAUGUAAUGCCUGGUUCAACUAUACUGGUCUAUCCACCUUGGCAAAGCUUGUGGCAGGAUGGACGUGGCAUCAUGCUGAUGUUUGGUGCUACCAAGAUACAGCAGAUCAGCUCCACCAGACCUGCAUUCCCUCCAUCUUGCUUGAAUGUGGCGGCAACACUGGAGAGACAGUUCAGUUGUCACUCACACCAUGAUCAGUGUGGAUGUCUGGGGGAGCUGAUGGGUCAGCUAUUUGGACUAGACCAGCCGACAGUAAGGCAAGAGCAGAUGGGGAACUACUGUUGGGUAGAUGGGUCAGUCAUGGCUGCUCUGGCGGGUGGCAGAUAUCCUCACAGUAUUCAGCUCAGAGUCACUGUCCUACACCUUUUCCAUACCAGGUCUCUUAGUAAGCGAACAGUUCCAAGUCUUCUCUGUUUGGAUGGCAACGGCCACGUUUGUCAGAUUAAUCUGCGAUCCAUGGAUGAUGAGUCAAAAUUGGAGCUGGUAUUGAGAGAGUCUAAUACUAUAACAUUCAGCCAAGUAACGAUCUGCAAACGUGUCAACAUAGACAGAUGUAGGGGUCUGAGGUCUAUGCUGCGUCAGCUACAUAAUGAGUCUGCCAAUCAGCUGCUGCUGUAUGUGGCUACCCUCUUGUCUGACCAGUGGUCAGUCAGACCGUUCUCUGCUGAUCCCACUGUCUCAACACAGCUUCACCCAUUGUUGGAUAUAAGUCUGGUAAGUGACGGCCGAGCCAGAGCCAGAGUGUGUGUGAUGGCUCUCAGAGCAGAUCAACUGUACGUGUGGGACAAACAGAAAGACUCAUACUACAGGAUCAACAUCCUGUCGUCUGCAGUGGUACCCAGCUUCCCUGCCAGGGCUGUCCUGAACAUUGAGUAUUUGUGGGUUCACCAAGAUGAGCUAAUGAUUGACAAGUUCUCCACUAUAACACUGGUGGAAAAUGCGACUCAAGAUUCUCCAAUAGCCAUUCCAUUGCUUUCGCUUGAGUCUACUGAAAAUGAUUUGGUCCUUCUGGAUAGUGUAAUAACUAGAGUGAACUCUGAUGUGUUGCUGCGCUGGGAGGGUGAUUGUGGACAUAAGCUACUGCGGCUGCAGCGGACCGAACUCUUCUACUGCAUGUCCUGCUCCCAAGCCGUCACCUCCUGUCACCAGCGAUUGGGGCUAGAAGUGUGUGUGGUAGCCAAAAACCUCUCAGCUCCCAUCAGAGUCAAGGUUAAAAGUGAAACAGCACAAGUUUUGCUGCUAGGAGGUGCAGGCCAAGUCUCCACAAAGAAAAGUUAUAACAUGAUUGGUGUGAUUGGGAUGAGCUUGAAGUGCUUGGUCCUGGUUCUUGAAGUCUUGAGAAACCCUUUCGGUGAUGUUCUUGAGAUCCUUCUUGAAGAACUUUAGUUCCUAUCCAAUGGUCAAAAGUGAGGGUGUGAGACCAAGCAAACAUUUAAAUGUACUAAAUAUGAUUCAUUUAGUGAUUUAGGUGUUGAGCCAGUGUAAUAAAGACCCAAAUUCUAGGAUAGUUUAAAAACAGUUUGUUACAUUGCAUAUAGUACUUAAAAAUGUCCAUCUUAAUUUAUUUGAAAUUUAACUUUAAGUUGAUGGUCAAUAUAUAAAAUGACUCAUGUUGUAUCCUUUGUUCUGUAAUUGCCCAAAUAUUAUAAUAGCUUGAAAUAUCAAUGAUAGAUCACACUUUUUCUUCAAUUUUGUCAUUACAUUUACUCUAUUUUUUGGAUAUAAGCAGAGAUAAAUGUUAGGUAUUUUGUUCUAAUAGUAUUCUAAAGUAGGUGAUAUGAAAUGUAACAUAUGAAAUAUAAUUUACUGGAGUCUAGAACAGGAGUUCUAGCAGAAGAUAA
Molecule: messenger RNA, 6040 nt
Organism: Homalodisca vitripennis (glassy-winged sharpshooter)
Lineage: Eukaryota; Metazoa; Arthropoda; Insecta; Hemiptera; Cicadellidae
Exons: 16
Coding region: 237-5585 (1782 amino acids)
Source: RefSeq, a predicted model, not a curated record